ACUUGAAAAACAUGUGGCAACAUCCGGAGGUACGAAAACAGCUGUUGACUCGCUUUCUAUUAACAUUCAGCAUAUCGUGGGAAAAUUAAAAUAAUAUCAAACAUUUGAUACUUUAGUAGAUAAACUAUAAUCCACUGUUAUAAAUAUAUAAGAUUUCAAUAUGCCAAAAGUUCGUAGAAGUCGAAAGCCUCCUCCAGAUGGCUGGGAGUUGAUCGAACCGACGCUGGAAGAAUUGGAACAAAAAAUGCGUGAAGCUGAGACGGAACCACAUGAGGGAAAACGUAUUACAGAAUCAUUAUGGCCCAUCUUCAAAAUACAUCAUCAAAAGUCUCGCUACAUCUACGAUUUGUUUUAUAGGCGUAAAGCUAUAAGCCGUGAACUCUACGAUUAUUGUUUAAAAGAGAAAAUCGCAGAUGCAAAUUUAAUUGCAAAAUGGAAAAAAUCAGGCUACGAAAAUCUAUGCUGUCUGCGUUGCAUACAAACUCGUGAUACAAACUUCGGCACGAAUUGCAUAUGCCGUGUACCAAAAUCGAAAUUAGAAGAAGGACGAAUUGUGGAAUGUGUGCAUUGUGGUUGCCGUGGAUGUUCGGGCUAGUAUGAAAGUUUAAAAAUAUUACGAAGAUUUUUAGUAAAUAGUGCAUAACAUAAAGAGGAAUGUGUAAAACGAAAAUAAUGCAAAAUAUUAAUAAAUAAAUGACUUAUUUUUGAACAAAUUA
This is a messenger RNA of Zeugodacus cucurbitae (melon fly), 716 nucleotides long. It is a transcript of the gene l(1)10Bb, whose product is annotated as protein BUD31 homolog. The coding region runs from base 161 to 595 and encodes 144 amino acids. The record is from RefSeq and is a predicted model, not a curated record. Lineage: Eukaryota; Metazoa; Arthropoda; Insecta; Diptera; Tephritidae. Gene Ontology annotation, cellular component: spliceosomal complex; nucleus. Gene Ontology annotation, biological process: mRNA splicing, via spliceosome. The transcript is spliced from 2 exons.